Melampsora larici-populina 98AG31 is the source of this 549-nucleotide messenger RNA. RefSeq lists its product as uncharacterized. Lineage: Eukaryota; Fungi; Basidiomycota; Pucciniomycetes; Pucciniales; Melampsoraceae. The transcript is spliced from 5 exons. Bases 1 to 549 code for a protein of 182 amino acids. The record is from RefSeq and is a predicted model, not a curated record.
AUGACUACUAUGGUAUGGUUACAGUUACAACAGCAAGAUACCAUCAACAAAAAGGAAAGCAGCUUUAGGAAAUUAAUUGCUUUGACAAUUGGAAACAAUUCCCUAACUGCAGCUUUCUGUCUCAUGGACCUAAUUUUAUUCUUGUUAGCAUAUGAAGAAUCACAUGUUCCAGCAAGCCUUUGUCUCGUAAGACUAUACUCGUCUUCGCUCUUAUGUAUGUUAAACUCCCGGCCAAAACGUGUUGUAGACACCGAAGUCAAAAAAGCUACAUUCCUUUCCGAUCUUCUUGACGCGGCUCGUGCUGAAAGCGAAGAGCGAGACCUAGAAAGUCGAGCAGAAGAUGGAAAUCUCGCUUCAGUGGCAGACAUUCGAGGAAUUCUAGUCGUCACCACCGCAAGUCUAAGCCUAAGAACUGGUCAACCUAUCACUAACAACCUACAAGUAUUGACACGAUCAUCACCAGUUUUAGAUGACUUUUCUGGAGACUGUAGUACUUGGCGAGCUGAUCAAGAUGGGUUUACGAUCGAUAUCGUUGGUGGUCUUCAUUAG